AUGGGCUUCUCCAAGCCGAAACCUACCAAAGAAACGGCCGAGCAGGCCGUGGGUUCCGACUUAACAGCAGUCCUGCCCGAAAACCCUGCACCAUGGUACCGCACCAGGCACCUGCUUCUGCUUAACCUGACACUCCUGGUUCCAAUGUUUUCGUCAGCUUCGGUUGGCUUCGACGGAGCCAUGAUGAACGGUUUGCAGACGCUGGUGACAUGGCGCGGCUACUUUGGUAACCCAAGCCCACCGGUCCUCGGAACAAUGAACGCCGUCUAUCCCAUCGGCAAAAUCAUGGGCUUGAUUCCCACAACCUGGCUGGCAGACAAGUAUGGAAGAAAGACGCCUAUGUGGGUGGGAUUCUUCCUCCUUCUUCUAGGCGCUGCUCUCCAGGGCGCGAGUGUCAGCCUACCCAUGUUCAUUGUCUCACGUUGGCUGCUUGGUGCUGCCACAGCUUUCAUUGCGCAACCUGCGCCGAUUCUUGUCACCGAGCUUGCUUAUCCGACUCAGCGUGGCAAGAUCAGUGCGCUUUACAACACUUUCUUCUUCUUUGGGGCUAUUCUCGCCGCUUGGUCCACCUAUGGUACCUUCCGUCUGCCCUCGAGCUGGAGUUGGAGAAUCCCGUCCAUCUUGCAGGGUGCUCUCCCUGCAAUUCAGUGCGUCUUCUUCUACUUCGUGCCCGAGUCUCCAAGAUGGCUGGUUGCCAACGGAAAGACCGACGUUGCUCGAGAGGUCCUUAUUCGCUACCAUGCCGGCGGUGAUGCUUCCUCACGUCUUGUCGAACAUGAGAUCAAGGAGAUUGAAGAGAACCUCCGCAUUGAGAUGGAGGCUUCGAAAGAAUCUUCCUACCUCGACCUCCUCAAGACUGCUCCCAAUCGCCGACGUACCCUCAUCGCAGUCAUUGUCGGUCUCGGUGCUCAAUGGUCGGGGUCUGGAGUAAUCAGUUACUAUCUUACUCUCGUUCUCAACACGGUCGGCAUUACCGCGACCAAAGACCAAGCCCUCAUCAAUGGACUUCUGCAGGUCUUCAACUGGAUCGCAGCCGUCUUCGCUGGUGCUAUGAUGGUCGACCGUAUCGGCCGUCGCAAGCUCUUUCUCAUUUCGACUGCCGGUAUGCUGGGCUGUUACGUCAUAUGGACCAUCCUCACCAGUGUCUUCGCGAGAACCAAGGACGACAAAGCCGGUUACGCCGUGGUAGCGUUUAUCUUCAUCUAUUACUUCUUCUACGAUAUAGCCUACAGCCCCUUGUUGAUGUGCUACCCAGUCGAGAUUAUGCCGUACACAUUGCGCGGAAGGGGACUGACAAUAUCCCUGGGAUCAACAUUCGUGGGUCUCAUCAUUGGCCAAUUUGUCAAUCCUAUUGGAAUGGCAAACUUGGGAUGGAUGUAUUACAUUGUCUUCUGCUGCAUCUUGGCUGUUCUUUUGGCUCUCGUCUGGUUCCUUUUCCCUGAGACGAAGGGACGCAGCUUGGAGCAGAUUGCUGAAGUCUUCGAGGGCAAGAAGCACUCCAUUGGUGACAAGCUCAUCGGACAAGAAAAAUUGGAAGACUUUGUGGAAGUCGAGAAUGUGCCCGACAGGAAGGUUUGA
Messenger RNA from Colletotrichum truncatum, 1578 nucleotides. RefSeq names its product lactose permease. Gene Ontology annotation, molecular function: carbohydrate:proton symporter activity. NCBI's taxonomy places the organism in Eukaryota, Fungi, Ascomycota, Sordariomycetes, Glomerellales, Glomerellaceae. The record is from RefSeq and is a predicted model, not a curated record. Gene Ontology annotation, cellular component: membrane. Gene Ontology annotation, biological process: carbohydrate transport; transmembrane transport.